CCCUGUUUGUUCAUCACUUCGAUUCCGCAUUUCUUCAGCCAAACCCCUAAUUUCCGAUUCUUCAAAUCCAUCUCUACCUCUGCAAAUUACUGCUUUUUUUUCCGAUAAAAUUUAGGAUUUCUCCGGCAAUGAGACACUAUUUCACCCGCUUCCUCUCUCAAUCCCUCACCCGCCUCCCCAAAUCCAUCACACCCAGUCCCCGAAUUGCAACCCCGCUGAAAAGCCCUAAUCUAAUUCGCCGAUUCUCGGACACAGCUCAGGAAUCGAAGCCUUCCCCAUCCCAACCAGUAGACGAAAUCGUCGACGAGCUUUCUAAUCUCACACUGCUCGAGAUAGCUGACCUUGCCGAGGUUCUGAGGCAGAAAUUGGGGAUUGAGGAAAUGCCGAUGAUGGCGGUUAUGAUGCCCGGGAUGGGAUUCGGACCGGGAAUGGCGGGAGGGAAGGGGAAAGGCGGUGGAGGCGCGGCCAAGGAGGAGGAGAAGAAGGAGAAGACGUCGUUUGAUUUGAAGCUAGAGGGUGGUUUCGAUGCGGGUGCGAAGAUUAAGAUUAUUAAGGAAGUAAGGGCGUGCACGGAUCUGGGGCUGAAGGAGGCCAAGGAUUUGGUGGAGAAAGCGCCUACGUUGCUGAAGAAAGGCGUGACGAAGGACGAGGCGGAGAAGAUUAUCGGGAAGAUGAAGGAGAUUGGGGCUAAAGUGACCAUGGAGUGAGGAUUGGAUUGAAGAAUGGCUUUGAACUUGGCACACAUUUUGUCCAUUGCUUUGCAGUCGAACUUAGGUUUCAUGGUCAUGCUAGCUUCUAUGAAGUGAAUCAUUUUGACUACUCAUAUGGAUCUCUCAAUGAUUCUUUUCAGCCGUUUUUGCUGCAACAGCAAUGGCGGCUUUUAUCCACAUACACAAGUGACUUGAUGAGCAAAGGGAGGAACCGGGCUGAUUUUCUGGUGAUGCAGUGACUUGGGCAGAAUCUGGUUUUUCAUUUUAUUAUAAGCAGCUUAGAACGAUCAUGUGAAAACCUGGUUGCAGCUUCAUACUUGAACUAAUCUAGCAGGUCCCAGAAAUUUGUGUGGUUAUUAUUAGUGUAGAAUUGCUUUGGAUUUACAUUUUAAAAUGUUAACAUAUUUUUCAGUAUUUCUCUAAUUGAGAGGAAAUUGAUUGAAGGCA
Molecule: messenger RNA, 1157 nt
Organism: Salvia splendens (bonfire salvia)
Lineage: Eukaryota; Viridiplantae; Streptophyta; Magnoliopsida; Lamiales; Lamiaceae
Product: 50S ribosomal protein L7/L12
Exons: 2
Coding region: 129-707 (192 amino acids)
Biological process (GO): translation
Cellular component (GO): ribosome
Molecular function (GO): mRNA binding; structural constituent of ribosome
Source: RefSeq, a predicted model, not a curated record